CAUCGUACUCCCAAGUGAUGACGGGAGAUGACGCAGAUGACUGGAUGCUGCCUACGGGGACAUCUCACCACCACCAACAACACCAACCUCAUCACCACUCACACCAUCACAUCACCACCACCACCACACACCACCACGACAGACAGCAAGUUCGGCAUCACUACGGGAGAAGAAGGAAGAGGACGAGGAAGAGGAGGAGGAGGAGGCGGAGGUUUCUGGUUAACGUGUCCCGCCUAAGAUUCUCCCAGACUGCCUACCACACCCUUGUGCCUGAAGACGUACCUGUUGGCUCGUCCUUAUUACAGGUCCGCGCCACGGUCGACGGCCCACGGAGUCUCGGUCACGUCAGGUACAGAGUGAGCGACCCCCAGCACUUUGCCAUCGACAAGGAGGGCGUUGUCUCCGCCACUCAGAGCCUGGACUUCGAGCACACAGAGGGGGAGUACAGUCUCUUUGUGUAUGCGGAGGAGAUAGGUCCGCAGUCCGCCCGGCAGGAGGUGAAGGUUCCCGUCAUCAUUCGCAUCCGGGACACAGAGGAGGCGCCCUACUUCGAGAACGCAGAGUACAGCUUUGCCAUCACGGACACUGCGGCGGAUGGCACGUACGUGGGGACUGUGGUGGCGAGGGACCCAGACCUCAACUUCGACCGAUAUGAGCUGAGAAACGUCGAUCCUGUGGGCACGUUCGCGGUGGAGCCCAGGAACGGGAUCAUCAGUGUAGCCAACAAUGCCUUCAGCGCCGCCAGGGUCUUCAUUUUCGAGGCCGCGGCGGUGGAUCUGACGGGCCUGUCCUCCUCUGUGCCUGUGCGGGUCAACGUCAUAGGUGGCAGACAGGUGUAUGGGAACCCGCGCAUCACAUCUGCCCGGGACACCAAGAACGGUAACAGACACAAGCCGCAGUUUAGUCAGUGUGAGGAGCUGGACGGUCUUACGAUACCCGAGAACCGAGCGGCCGGACUUCGCGUGGUCAUGGUCUCGGCCACGGACCAGGACUUCGGGGUCAACGGGGAUGUCACGUACCACCUCCUGAACGACCUCGGGACUUUCAACAUUGAGACGAAGACCGGGGGAGGAUACAUCACCACGACGAGGGUGCUGGACCGGGAUGGCGAGGACAAGGAGUUCUUCCUGACGGUGCUCGCCAAGGACGGGGCGGCGCUGGAGGAGGCCCUGCAGGACGCGUGCACCUUCAGGCUCACCGUGGAGGACGUCAACGACAACGCGCCGACCUUCGAAAAGCAGAAAUACGAGCGCAGCAUCGCCACAGACCACGGGGUGAACACGCCGGUACUGCGGGUCACGGCCACAGACAAGGAUGCGGGGCCCAACGCGGAGCUCCGGUACAGCCUGGAGGACACGGAGGACGCGGCCUUCUUCGCCCUCGACGCCCACACCGGCAUUCUCAAGCUGACGAAGGCGCUGCAGGAGGCCAUGGCCAGCAGCAAGACCUUCCAGCUAUCAGCGCGGGCCACGGACCAGGGCGCCGCUCCCCUCAGCCGCGCCGUGCCCGUGGAGGUGACCGUGGUGUCCUCGGGGAGUCUGCCGCCCUCCAUCGUCUUCCAGGAGCCGCCGCGGCCCAUCCCGGAGAACGCGCCUCUGGACACAACCGUUGCCUGCUACUGUGCCAAGUCCAACGUGCCGGGAGAGCCUGACGUGUUCUUCAUCCUCGUGACGGGCAGCACCGGGGAGACUAACGCAGACGGGACCUUCGCUACCAGGAAGCUCUCCGUCACCAACCCCACGUGUCCAGAGGGUAGUCGAGGGGUCGUCAUUUAUCUCGCCGUCCGGAACUUGGACUACGAGGACGUCACGAAGUACACGCUGACCCUGCAGGUGGUGAACACCCAGAACGCCAGGCUGGACGAGCGUGUGCUGGUGGAGGUGCAGGACGUGAACGACCUGCCGCCCAUCCUGCAGCCCUUCGACGGGGCCAUCACGGAGAACAGCCCGCCCUCGCUCAUCACCACCAUCACCGCCACGGACAAGGACGCCACCCCGGAGUUUAGGAGUCUGGUGUACUCGUUCGACGCCCCUGAUGUGACGGCAGACGUGCGCCACAAGUUCAGCCUCUCUCACUCCGGCCAGCUGCGGACCCUCGUGCCGCUGGACCGGGAGGAGCGGGACAAGUAUAUCAUCCCAGUGCACGUGACGGACGGAUACCACAACCGCACUUCGAUGUACUGGAUCACUGUGAAGGACAUGAACGACGUGGCCCCGGAGUUCGACAGGGUUCUUGGCGUGUUCGAAGUCCAGGUCCCGGAGAGCAGACACGCUGGGAAGGACACGGGAAUUCGCCUGAAAGUGAUUGACCCAGAUCUUGUCAACCACAACACCUUCAGGAUCGUCCAAGGCAAUGAGCAGAGAAAGUUUAAUAUUGACUCCACGACGGGCGAGGUUACGGUGGCGCGCGGGCUGGACUACGACGAUCCAGUGAGAGACAGAAACUUCACGCUUCUAGUUCGACUCAGCGACGGGGCCAACGAGGCAGUGGAGACCUUUAUCACCAUCGCCGUCAUCAACGUGAACGACCUGCCGCCAGUGUUCGACCAGUCCUCCUACUUCUUCAGCGUCACGGAGCACGAGGACUGCGACAAACCCUUCGGACAGGUGUCAGCCAUGGACCCCGAUCUGCCUCCUGACGUGGACCAAAACAUCAGGUAUCGGCUGCAGGGGGGCGGGAAGGCCUCAAGGAACUUCACCAUUCACGAGACCACGGGGGAGCUGGCCAUUGUGGGGUGCCUGGACCGGGAGGCCGCCACGCGCGGCUUCCUCACCGUCUACCCCAUGGCCGCGGACGACGAGGGCGCGGGCCACGUCGCCGAGCCGCCCACCGUCACCAUCACCAUCACCGACCUCAACGACAACCACCCCUUCAUACACGGCCCGGCCGGGAGUCGCACCUCCAUCCUGGAAAACACUGAUCCCCUCACGCUGCGUCCGGUCACCGUCCAGCUGGCAGACUUGGACGCGGAGGAGCACGGCUGUCCCUGCACCUUGGACUUCGAUGCCUCCGCGCCCGCUGACGUGACGGAGAAGUUCGAAGUGACGCUGAUGGACGAAAGCUCCUCCCGCUACGCCGUGAGGCCGCGCGUGGUGCUGGACCGGGAGGCGCAGAAGGUGUACUCGCUGCCCUUCAGGACCACGGACCGGCGGGGCGUGAACGGGCUGCGCUUCCUGACGGUGGAGGUCGGCGACAAGAAUGACUCCCCGAUGACCGAUGGGGAGAGUGCGAUUGAGGUGUAUAACUAUUUGGGUCAGUUCCCCCGCAUGGUCAUCGGCAGCGUCUACGUCAGCGACCUGGACGACCACGACGCCGCCGACAAGGUCUUCGAAAUCGACCCCGCCACCUCCCUCGAAGUGGACACCUUCUUCGACGUGGACCACGGCACCGGCAACAUCACCAUGGCCAAGGACACGCCCGGCGGCUCCUACGUCCUGCGGGCCAAGGUUGAGGACAGGAUCCGCAACGAGACGGCCAAGGGCGAGGUGGUCAUCACGGUGGUGGACCUGACGGAGGAGGCGAUCCGGCGCGCGGGCUCCUUCAGAGUGGCUGGAUACUCCCCCCUCGGCCUCCUGCAGCGGCGCGGGAACGCUAUCAUUGGCACGAGUCUUUAUGAGCGCUUGAAGGGGGAAAUCGGGCGCCUUCACGGUCUCGAGUCGGGGGACGUUGACAUCUUCAGUCUGCGGGGGUCUGGCGGUGACGUGGAUGUCCGCUACACCUGUCGUGGCUCACCUUAUCUCACCUCCACCAGACUCAACGGCCUCAUGCUCACCCAUCUGCACCAGCUCAACGCAGCGCUCGGGGCCACGAUAUCAAGGGUCAACCUGGAUCGCUGUCUGUACGAGAAUGACCUGACGCGACCUUGUAACACCAGUAGUGGGGGUCGGGGCAGCUGCCAGAUGACCCUCAAGCCCAACAUGACCUCCCCGCUGGUCGUGUCGGGGGAGGCCACGACGAUGGUUGGGGUUGACAUCACGGACCACUAUGAUUGUAACUGCGGUGCCCUGGAGCCGCUGCCGUCCGUGUGCUACGAUGGCUACUGUCUUAACGGCGGCGUGUGUCGGGCGGUGAACGGCACGCUGGUGUGUGAGUGCCCCUCCCGGCUGGACCACGGGCCGCGCUGCGAGGUGAGGAGCGCCAGGUUCGAGCGAGGCUACGCGUGGUACAAGCCGCCGAAGGUCUGUGAAAACUCGACCAUCUUCCUGUCAUUCCAAACGCGGCAGUCCAGCGGGGUGCUCCUCUACGCCGGGCCGACGGUGACGCGGCCCUGGAACGACUACCCGCUGGACUUCCUCUACGUGGUGCUCAGGAGCUGGGUGCUGGAAACCUACCUGGACCUCGGCACCGGGACCGUCCGCGUGGCCAUCCCGCUGGAGAGGAACACUCACCGUGCCUUCGACUGCGCCAUCUCCUGGGACGCGCUGGGCAUCACUUUUGAGGUCAUCAACUGCUCCGGCAACUCCAGCAGCGGCGCCGCCUGUAAGAAGUCGGUGGCUUUGUCGGGCGGGACCUCUGCCACCCACUUACUGAACCUGGCGGCGCCGUUGCAGCUCGGGGGCGUGGCGGCCAUGGCAAACUUCCAGGACCUCGCGAAGUCGUACGGGUGGAGCCUCACGCCGCCCGCCGCCCCGCCCUUCCACGGCUGCGUCCUAGGCCUGCGACACAACGACUACCUCUACGACCUCAACGCCACCGACCACGACAAGGAGACCUACAAGCCGUGCGACGCGCCGGCCGUGGCAAGGGUCAUCAUGGGGAAGCAGUCCAUCGUCAUCAUCGUCGUCAGCCUGCUCAUCCUCGUCAUGCUGGUGCUGCUCAUCCUCUGUCUUGCGAGGCGGGGCAGGAAGAGCGUCUACUGCCCCGAGCUGGACGGCGUCGUGAAGGAGACCAUCGGUGGCACGGACCUCGAGGGCUUUGGCGAGAAGGACGUGACGGAGUAUGACUUGAAGCUCCUGCGGGUGUGUCCUGAAGGCUACCUCUUAAACGGCGGCAACAGCAGACACCUUCCUGACGUGGCCAACGACGCCCUGCAGAAGAGGAAAGCCCCGCCAGCCCGCGUGCCCAAGGGCCUCACCGUCGGGGCCUUCAUCGACGAGACCAUCAAAAAGGUGGACAAGGAGCCUUCAGACUUCGAUGACGUGCGGCACUACUGUUACGAGGGCCACGCCACCUCGCCCGGCACCCUGUCUUCGGUAGGCUCGGCAGUAGGUUCGAGUCACAGCAACGAGACUUUCGACCCAAACACCGACUGGGGGCCGCGGUUUGAGAAGCUGAACGAAAUCUACCGAAGAGGGACGGAGAACGCGGCGGAGAAGGAGGACAGUGACUUCGAGGGUCCCACCGUGAGCCAAAGAAAACGGGCCUCGCCGCAACCAGUCCGCAAGAGCCCAGAGGAGUCACCAGGGGGCACUGAAGUAACUAAGCCACGCCCGGAAAAGCCCACAGUCAGUCUUGAGGGUGGAGUGAGUGGUGACCGGCAGCCUCCUAAUCCUCCUCCUCCUCAGCCUCCUCCUCGAAUGACUGAAGCCCCCUCCUCCUCCUCCUCUUCCUCCUCCUCCUCCGCCUCCAGUUCUUCGACCACGUUCGGUACUGGUAAGGGACGGGAGACGUGGUGCUAGUGUGUGUGUGUGUGUGUGUGUGUGUGUGUGUGUGUGUUUCGGUAGCCUUGU
Messenger RNA from Eriocheir sinensis (Chinese mitten crab), 5669 nucleotides. Its product is annotated as neural-cadherin-like. The transcript is spliced from 30 exons. Bases 18 to 5618 code for a protein of 1866 amino acids. Lineage: Eukaryota; Metazoa; Arthropoda; Malacostraca; Decapoda; Varunidae. Gene Ontology annotation, molecular function: calcium ion binding; cadherin binding. Gene Ontology annotation, cellular component: catenin complex; adherens junction; plasma membrane. The record is from RefSeq and is a predicted model, not a curated record. Gene Ontology annotation, biological process: calcium-dependent cell-cell adhesion; cell-cell junction assembly; adherens junction organization.